AUGUGUAAGGACCUCUUUAAAUUCGAAGAGGAUGAUCAUGACGGAGAUGUUGAUGAAGAACAUGGUGCCCGUGAUUACAUGAACACCAUGAAGAUCACAGAUGCUGAAAAUUGCGACUUCACAGCUGAGAAACUGGGCAGCGGUUGCACUCAACCAAUUCUGAAAAAUACUGUGAAAACUCAACCACCUCUCCAGUUGGUUCCAAUGCAAACAGUAGAGGGAGGCGCUGAAGGCGCAGAUUAUGAAAAUGAAGGAAAUAACGAAAUCCUUGAUAGGCACGCCGGCAUGGUCGAGCGUAUCGGCGAAAAUGGCGAUGUGACGAUUAAAGCUGUAACGGUGUUCUCGGUAUUGUGGAACCAGAAGGAAGUUCUUGUGCUUACCGCAAGAUCUCGAUCAUCUUGCAAGAGACGAAGAAGGCGACGCUUGCAAGGCAGCUGCUGA
Molecule: messenger RNA, 441 nt
Organism: Angiostrongylus costaricensis
Lineage: Eukaryota; Metazoa; Nematoda; Chromadorea; Rhabditida; Metastrongylidae
Source: the annotation of a GenBank genome assembly